UUUACUUCCACUUUUCAACAGAUAGUCUCAGUUCAACUUUGUGUGCAGCUCUUUGUGUCAAUUGCACCUGCAAAACAAAAAGUGUGAAAACCAAAACAGCUUUUCCUGCUUCACAGACUUUCACACCCUCAUCUGUUGCUACAUUUGCUCUACUUUCACCCACGGAAGUAUAGUGGCUGAGCUGCAAGGUGACAUGGAGGGUGAAGGGAGACUCAUCCAGUCCAUUUAUUAUGGGAGAAUUGGAAGUGAAGCCACAGAGAUGCUGCUGGAGAGGUUUGGACGUGACGGCAGCUUUCUGCUCAGAGACAGCGACACUGUGCGGGGAGCCUACUGCCUCUGUGUGAGAAAGGCGCCCUUUGUUCACACCUACAGACUGGUUCACACGUCUGCUGGGUGGUCUCUUCAGGAUUCAAGACAAAGACAGAGCUUCAGGACGCUGGAGACACUGAUAGAGAGCUACAGGGGGGGAACAGCCUCAGAUGUGAGUUUAGCCCCCCUUACAGACCCACUGGACAAAACACAGCUACGAGACCACAGCUUUGGACCAGAGUUUGUUUACAUGGAGAUGUCGACAUAAUGGCUGCAGCAUUUCUAUUUAUUAAGAGGACUGUGUUCCAGCUGGACUCACUUUACUGCACCAGAGAUGGAAAUAAUUUGUCAUUUAUCCUGUUUUUCAGAGAGCUUCAGUUCAGUUACAGUAUUUGCUGACUGUACAUAAGUGGAGCAUGAAAAUGUCAUGUUUUUCAAUGUAAAUACAGUCAGGUCCAUAAGUAUUUGGACAGUAAUGCUUAUAUGUUUUCAUCGGGGUUUGUCUGUCUGUCUGUCUGUUUGUCUGUUGGUAAGGUAACUCAA
Molecule: messenger RNA, 852 nt
Organism: Sphaeramia orbicularis (orbiculate cardinalfish)
Lineage: Eukaryota; Metazoa; Chordata; Actinopteri; Kurtiformes; Apogonidae
Product: SH2 domain-containing protein 1A-like
Exons: 4
Coding region: 194-577 (127 amino acids)
Biological process (GO): regulation of immune response; regulation of signal transduction
Source: RefSeq, a predicted model, not a curated record